AUGCAGCUCAUCAACCUCUUCAACCACAAAUCCAAACCCCCCAAAAAGGCCAAAAAGUCCACCAACAACCCAAGAACAGAUUACUUCGGCGACUGGGAGGCCCACGUAACACACCACCUCACGACCACGCAUCCAAAACGGUAUUCCAAGGUUACCAUCCCGCCACCUCCGACACCUACGUUCGAGAGGAAGACGCAUCGGACGAGUGUUUUGCCCGUUGAGAUCGUUGAGGAGGACGAGGAAGACGAGGGGAAAGAGCAGGUUUGUUAUUUCGAGACGAAGGAGAAAGUAGAGAAAAGGGAUAGACUGGAUAGGAGGGGACGAACAAGAACAAGCAGAGUCAUGAACGAAAAACGGGAUUUGUGUAAAGUCGAGACGGUCUGUUGUGAUGGGGACAUCACCCCCGGGUGCGGGUUACGACGUAUGGAGACGGAGAUUACGAGGGUUAAUGGACGGCCGAAGUUACCUCGUGCGCAGCGGUAUGUGGGUGCUUAUGGACGCGCGGCGAUGCAGUCACUGGAGAAGUUUGAGAAUGAGAGGGGGGUGUUGAAAUGGAAUGGGAAUGAUAAGAGGUGGUCGAUGAGAGCGGUCGACGAAGAAGAUGGAAUGAAAAGUUUUGAGUAUAGAACACCGUACUCGAGAUACUCCAUGGUGGUCCCAUCUGUUUCCCGAUUGGCGGAGGAUCCUUCACGACGAUCUGCUCCGAAUUCGCCUAGGAACUCGGUUCAUGGGCUCUCGAGACGUCUGCAUUCUCAGUCUCCGUCGAGACACUCGUUGAGGGAUUUCUCGGGACGGUCGGUGCAUUCGCAGAGUCCUAGGAAUUCCUACCAUUCUCCUUCCAGGAGUUCGCUUAGAAGUUCUUCGCGGCAUUCCGUUCAUAGUCCCUCGAGGUUACCUACGCAAGGUCUAUCAAGAGGUUCUGUCCAACAGUCUUCUACCAGGCAUUCCGUCCACGGUCCUUCAAAGAUGUCCUCUCAGUAUGUUCCUGGAUAUGCCAUCCAGACUGCUUAUAGGGAUUCGAUUCAGGUUCUCACGGAGCAGCAGUUGGCGGCUGCAAGAUUGGCGACAGCAGGCAUGUCGAAUUCUACAAGGAGUAGUUUUGAGCUUCCGAGACGUGGGGAACAUAUUGAAUAUGUGAGUGCUUCCUAA
Messenger RNA from Hymenoscyphus albidus, 1149 nucleotides. NCBI's taxonomy places the organism in Eukaryota, Fungi, Ascomycota, Leotiomycetes, Helotiales, Helotiaceae. The record is from the annotation of a GenBank genome assembly.